AUGUUUGAUCUUGUGUACGAUGUAUUUGGCAAAAUCAACUGUGCAAUGAAGUUGAUGCGAAGCUCGCCUAUCGGACAGUUUCACCAAUUUGCCCGAAUUUGUCAGUUGAAGCGCAAACCAAUGAAAGCCGAAAAGGUUGUGAUUGGCAAAGGGAACAACAAGUGCAGUCUGAAACUGAUGAAACUGUACAGUUUUCAGCCGAAUGUGAAGAACUGCCGGAGACGUAAAUUCGGCGAGCGCGAGCGUGUGCACAAACCGGAACAGCAUCAUGACAGUUCCACUCGCGGUGAAAAACUACUAUCUGGCAGAAAGCAUGUGGGACCGAUGGUUGAUCAGCUAUUGAUGGCAGGGUAUCAUUCCGGUGCUCUGCGAAAGCCGUUUCCAACUCUUUCCCGCACACUUAUCCAUAAUGGUCAUAAUGGUCUGAGUCGUUUGCCUCAGGCAGGUUGGGUAUAUCAGAUAGAAUACUAUUUGAGUUUAAGGGAGCGUGAAAUCGAAGACAAUCGCGGAUUCCACGUUGGGGCAUUUGGGGGCAUUAUUAUUUGCAUUGAUAAAACCGGUCGAAUGAACAGUGCAUUGCUAUGA
Messenger RNA from Echinostoma caproni, 585 nucleotides. The record is from the annotation of a GenBank genome assembly. Lineage: Eukaryota; Metazoa; Platyhelminthes; Trematoda; Plagiorchiida; Echinostomatidae.